This is a messenger RNA of Theobroma cacao (cacao), 426 nucleotides long. RefSeq lists its product as uncharacterized. NCBI's taxonomy places the organism in Eukaryota, Viridiplantae, Streptophyta, Magnoliopsida, Malvales, Malvaceae. The record is from RefSeq and is a predicted model, not a curated record.
AUGAGGAUUCCAAGGCCAACCAUUUGCAUACUAAUUCUAUCACUGUUUGCAUCAUGCGAAUACAGCACUGCCACCACUCUGGUCGUAAGCAAUCAGGCCAGACCAGGCAAGGUCGCUUACAUCACAUGUCAUGUGAAUUCGACACGAUUUUCCAUCUGUGUAGCCCCUGGAAAUGAGACUUCAAUUUUUCUGCCUGAUGAGAACAUCAGUGUUACCAGUUGGCCACCGGUGUUCUGUGAAGGAACAUACAACAACAUAUCACAUGGUCGUUAUCAUGAACGACCCUACUAUCUGUAUGAUUCCCACAAGGAUUAUGAGAAAUGCAAGGAGAAGUGCUUCAUAAGAGUUACAAACUUCACUUUUGAUCGAUGGGAUGAGGGAAAGAAGGAAUGGGAGCAAAUUUUCCCUAUAAUGUGGAUCCCAUGA